AAAAAUCUCAACGGAACACCCCCAGAGAGCGCGAGCCUGCGCGUACGCAUCGUAUAUUAAUCCGUGUAUUUUUUCACGCGUGUCAGUUGCGCGCCUAACGUCGCCGUCACCGCACGCAUGCGUCUCGAUCUCCUCUACUAUUUCAAUUGUCUGCGUCGUAGGAAUUUACCGCGAUGGGUAAAUUACUGAGUGUGAUCGUGUUUAUACUAGUCAGUAGUUGUUUAAGUUUAAAAGGGGAGUUGUUAGGGAGUUACUGUGCUAAUUGCGCUAAUGGAGACCUGAGUGUGACUGAGUUGACUCAGGCGCGGAUAGAGUUCGUGAAACAGCAGAUUCUGAAGAAGUUGCGGCUGAGUAAGAAGCCGGCAGUGGCCCUGCCAGUGAACAGCCUGCCGAUGCCAGUAGCGCAGGGUCAGACCCUGAGCGAAGGAACCAGCAAACCACCGGAGUUCGAUGACUAUUACGGUCGAACUGAACAGAAGAUCAUAUUCCCAGUUGAAGGAGAAUGCCUGACGUCAGGGAGGUAUCCCUUCAAGUGUCUGCAGUUCGAGCUGCCGCCUGAUGUGGAGCCUGAAGAUGUCAACGUGGUCGAGUUGUGGUUUUAUAAGGAACGUGACCCACUAGACGAGUACAACCAGACCUUCGUGAUAUCAGAAGCAGCUCACUGGGACAGUCAGCAGCAGUUCAAGAAGACCAAGCCUAUAGCCAUCAAGGAGACCAACAUUGGUGAAGGCUGGGUGAGGGUGGAACUGGCGUGGGCAGUCAGGGUGUGGCUCGAAGGCAGGGAGCGGCUGCACACGCUGCACGUCGCUUGUAGAACUUGUCAGCUACGCCGCGCCCCCCUCUCCUUCCACGAGAAACACAGACCAUUCCUGGUCCUCUACACCAAGUAUGCUGGCAAGAGGCGAAGAGGACGAGCCCUGGAGUGCGGAGCCACCACCAGCGAGUGCUGCAGGGAGCCGCUGUACGUCAGCUUCAAGGAACUGGGCUGGGAUGACUGGAUCAUCAAACCUGAUGGCUAUCACGCCUACUUCUGCAAAGGGUCUUGCUCUGCGAUAUCUGCGCUGGCAAAUACUGAUAGUUAUCAUCAUAAUGUUUUAAGAAAACUCUACUCGACAACUAACAGAAAAGCAGAGUUCAAGCCGUGCUGUGCUCCUACUACGUUCAGCUCUCUACAAUUACUCUACAUGGACUCUACCAACACCGUCACGCAGAAGACUCUACCAAACAUGGUGGUAGAGUCGUGUGGAUGUAUGUGAGAGUGGAUGUUUUAUUAGUUUAUAGAUGAGUGUGGAUGUUGCAAGUGUGUUUAGGUGAAAAGUAAAAGGCUGUUGUUUCUAAAUGAAAAUCAUUCAUUUUCAAACUAAAGAGUUAUCAAACAAAAAUAUUGAAUAUUCUGGG
Messenger RNA from Spodoptera frugiperda (fall armyworm), 1398 nucleotides. It is a transcript of the gene daw, whose product is annotated as inhibin beta B chain. Gene Ontology annotation, cellular component: extracellular region. Gene Ontology annotation, biological process: BMP signaling pathway; SMAD protein signal transduction. The record is from RefSeq and is a predicted model, not a curated record. The transcript is spliced from 5 exons. Gene Ontology annotation, molecular function: cytokine activity; growth factor activity. NCBI's taxonomy places the organism in Eukaryota, Metazoa, Arthropoda, Insecta, Lepidoptera, Noctuidae. The coding region runs from base 174 to 1256 and encodes 360 amino acids.